This is a messenger RNA of Carya illinoinensis, 539 nucleotides long. RefSeq lists its product as uncharacterized. The transcript has 3 exons. Bases 46 to 417 code for a protein of 123 amino acids. Lineage: Eukaryota; Viridiplantae; Streptophyta; Magnoliopsida; Fagales; Juglandaceae. The record is from RefSeq and is a predicted model, not a curated record.
CAGAAGGUUAGGCAUACAAGUGGGAGAAAAUCUUUUGUACGGCUUAUGGAAGAGAGGGGUGAGGAGGCACCGAAUAUGAUUGAAUUUUACAAAGAAACACACUGGUCAUCCAAGAAGGGGAAAUUCAUCAAUGCAGCAAGUGAACAUAAUUAUAAUCUGAUGCUUGAGAGGUUGAAUGAGAAAGAAACUGAAGAAGAUGUUCAGGAAGCUGCUGGUGAUGUUUUCAAGGAGGUGAUGGGGUUCAAAUCUGGGUAUGCACAAGGGCUGGGCCACUCAGUCAUACCUGAGCCCUCCCCGUUCUUGAAAAAGAACAAGGCAUUUAAACGUAUAGUCGAGGAGAAUGAAAGGAACAAGGAAUCUGCAGACUUGUAUAAGAGUAAACUUGAAGCACUCUUGGGUGAUAUGGCUGAGCUUUGAAAACAGUUUUCUGAGCAUGACAAACAAAUUAUGGCCAUGUCAUCACAGUUGGGGACAAGUAGGGAGUCUCAACAAGAGACUCAAGGAGAUGCAUAACAUCUCUCCUCCUUGACAUUUUUUGA